AUGGUGUAUUUGGCACCAAGUCCCUCUCCAAGUCCCAUUCCCUCAGAUUGUGAUUCUAUAGAUAUAGCCCAUAUAUAUUUUGUAAAAGUUUUGGUCGUCCUGGCCAUUGUCGCCAUGUUCCUCCUGCACACACUUGGUUCAUUACGUCGGCUUUCGAGCCACGGCCUCCUCCACGCUAUCGUGAUGGGAAUCAACACUGUGUCCUACCCUCUGGUGAGCUACACCAUUGGGCGGAUGAAGUCUGACGAGUAUUGCUACGUCGACGACUUCGCCGUGUGGGCCGUGUUCAUGAUUCUGCUCCUGGGAAGCACGGACAACCUCACGGCUUGCCGCCUCGACGACAUCGACAACUGGAAGAGCAUCUGCGUGAAGCACCUCUGCGAGGCAUUCUUGGUGGUGUCUGUCGUUGUGGAUAUUACCUCGCAACAAAAUGACGACUUCCCCUACCUAUGGCCACUCUUGGCCAUCCUGUUCGUAUGCGUCCUCAAGUGGUAUGUUAGGAUCGCUUCCCUGAGGAUGGUGAGCAGGUCCUACCUCUCCAAGAACAUGAGGGUGAUCGACAAAUACAUGCAGCAUUUGCAUAAUAUGGACAACAACAACAAUCUAAUGCGGUCCUUCGAUCCAGUGACCAUGGAAGGCUACAAGUACAUGGUAGCUGGUGAGAAGUACUGCAUCAAGAGUCGUGGGUGCAGGUCAUGUUCCAACGAGGACGUCUUGAAAGUUAUCACCGUCGAGAAGAUCUGGAGAUGCACGGGGAAUCUGCUGCGCCUUGAGCAGGGCAUGAUGCUCAAGGACGUCUCGGAGGCAGGCCUUGAGAAAACCCAUGACUUCGUGUUCAAGGGCCUGCUCGCCGGGGACAAGCCAUACCAGCGGGCCUUCAGGGUCAUCGAGCAAGAGCUUGUCUUUGUCCAUGACAUUUAUUACACAAGGUACUCUUACUUCUACCAGAAGGGUAGAUACUUAGCUCUCUGUCUGCCUAUCAUCAUGUUUGGACUAUGCUCGUGGCUCACCUACCAGAUCGUCAGGGGUCGUCGUCACUCUUACAAACUGUUUCAGUUCACCAUAUUCAUAACUGUUGUCUUGGCAUUCCUAGAGGCAUACCAGUUGUACCUAUAUCUAGCCUCAGGUUGGUUCAAGGUGGCCCUGAUACGAAGCUACAUCAGCACUCCUUUCUUGCAAAGGAGCGGUUGUUUCCUUGAAAUGAUCUUAGGACUUCUCCUGAGGUUGAAGGCAUUUCCCUCGUGGAAGAACAGACUUGGGCAAUACUGUAUCCUCCGGGAGCUUGGCCACAAAGGCCGGGUGCGCAGUUGUCUCCACUAUGCAACACUGCGCCUGGUGGACAAGAAGGCUAAGAAGGGGUGCAAGAAGUCAGUGAAGCUGUCCGAAAAUGUGAAGAAAGCCGUCGUUGAUUCUCUACUAAGAAGCAAUGGCCACCUGACCAACGGCUUAACAUCAUUGAAGAAAAAUGGCGUCGAUGGUCACCUCUCAUGGGCAUGUCACGCUAAUGGUACGGACAGAUCAGUCACUCACACAAUACUGAUAUGGCACAUUGCUACAACACUCUGCAAGCACCAUAUGGAUGCACAAGCUAAGAAAGAAGAAAAAAGAAGACGCCGAAACUCUUUAUCGGAAUCCAUACUUGAUGAGUCAAUCGAGGAUGCACGUGAGAUACUCAAAGGGUGCAAGAGGAAGGAACACUGGUGUGACCAGCUAUUGAGAAAUAGCACGUGUAAUAGUAAUGGUGACGAAGCACGUCUCUGGCUGAACGGCGCUCGGCUUGCAAGGCAUCUGAUUGACGAACAAGAUCUGGCGCUUCGCUGGAAGAUACUCUCUGAAUUCUGGGCAGAGAUGAUGCUUUACGUCUCACCGUCCGACAAUGCCCGGGGACACCUGGAAGCUCUUGCUAGGGGAGGGGAGUUCAUCACGCAGCUUUGGGCGCUGCUCACUCAUGCCGGUGUGCUGAAGCGAGAACCUACAGGUCCAUAG
Miscanthus lutarioriparius is the source of this 1986-nucleotide messenger RNA. NCBI's taxonomy places the organism in Eukaryota, Viridiplantae, Streptophyta, Magnoliopsida, Poales, Poaceae. The record is from the annotation of a GenBank genome assembly.